AUAAUUACCCACUGUACACAGACACCUCGGCUUUCCUCUUGUUUCCCUCUCUCUCUCCAUCGACGCCCGACACCUAACCCUCCCUCUUUCGCCACCGUCAACGCCCUCAUUCGCGGUUUGCAGCUACUGAUCUCUCUUUUUCUUCCAGAUUGGAAUCACCAUCUCAUAGGAGUAGAAGAAGUGUUGGUUGAUGUGGUGGCGGAAGGAGUAGGUGGUUUGGGAAUCGAAGGAGGGGGAACAUCUUUAGAUGGAAGCUCCAAGGUUAUCAACUCCAACAAUGGUGAUGGUGGUGGUGUGCAAGUCAUGUUCUUCACUGAGGUGUUGGAGGAUGUUACCCUUCAUUUUUAGAUCAUACAUCUUCACAAAUAGAUCUAUGCAUGGAUUGGUUGCAACUCUGCCAGAUUUGGACGCUUACAUGCCGCCGCACCUACCCGACCUAACAAUACUGUCAGUGUUACUGACAUACUUGGAGGAUCUUCUGAUAACACAGGAUCUGACAUUGCUCAUCGAUUAGUUUUGAAGACAGGUCUAAAUGUGAUGCUAGCUUGUAACAUUCCAAAGAAUAGCCCCAUGCUUGUGGCUGAAGUUGAGAAAAAGCUGCUGGAGAAGUUAAUUAACCUGGGGUAUACUAGGCCAAAAUCUAAUGGAUCAUCUUCAUAGUAGAAAGUUGAGGCCAACAUACAAUACAUGAAAGAUACAAUUAUAUGGUCGUAGUGAUUCUGAUGACAGUGCGAUACUGGCUGAAGUCCAGGAAACAGCAACACUUGGGGCACCUGGCAUUGGUCAAGGGUUGUGUGAUAGCUUUUUGUUUGUUUGUUUGUUUGUUUUCCCCUUCUCUUAAAAUCCUUUUGCUUGAAAGUCUUGCUGCUGAUUAGAAGGUUGAGUUGAUUGUAUAGUGGACCUGCUAUGAUCAGUUUGUGAAUAGUGGGGGUUUACUAUUUCUUGUGAAGGAUUUUUUAUUGAAUUCUAAUACGAUGUAUACUGAUUGACUUGGUAGCACUCUUACUGAA
Messenger RNA from Camellia sinensis, 1010 nucleotides. RefSeq lists its product as uncharacterized. Gene Ontology annotation, biological process: proteasome assembly. The record is from RefSeq and is a predicted model, not a curated record. Lineage: Eukaryota; Viridiplantae; Streptophyta; Magnoliopsida; Ericales; Theaceae.